This is a messenger RNA of Phragmites australis (common reed), 1667 nucleotides long. RefSeq names its product cyanohydrin beta-glucosyltransferase-like. The record is from RefSeq and is a predicted model, not a curated record. The coding region runs from base 104 to 1519 and encodes 471 amino acids. Gene Ontology annotation, molecular function: UDP-glycosyltransferase activity. Lineage: Eukaryota; Viridiplantae; Streptophyta; Magnoliopsida; Poales; Poaceae. The transcript is spliced from 2 exons.
UUGGAGCCGCGCAGCUGCACAGUAUAGCACGGCAACAAAGAAAGCUAAAACCAGCUGCUCUUUUGCCUGAGCUGCACAGGAACAGCCAAAACAAUCGUAGCCCAUGGGCUCGACGCAGAAGCCGCACGUCGUGCUGGUGCCGUUCCCGGCGCACGGCCACGUCGCGCCCCAGAUGCAGCUCGCGCGCCUCCUCCACUCCCGCGGCGUCCACGUCACGCUCGUACACACCGAGCUGCACCACCGCCGUCUAGCGCGCGCCAAGGGCAGCAGCGCCGGGGCGGCCGCAGCGGCGCCGGGCUUCGGUGUCGAGGUCAUCCCGGACGGCCUGUCGCUGGAGGACCCGCCGCGGACGCUGCAGGCGCACCAUGAGGCCAUGGAGAGCAACUGCCUCGAGCCGUUCGAGUCGCUGCUGCGGGCGUUGAGGGACAGGCCCGGCGUGCCGCCGGUGAGCUGCGUGGUGGCCGAUACGGCCAUGCCAUUCGCAGCGGUGGCGGCACGGGAGGUCGGCGUGCCGGACGUGCAGUUCUUCACGGCGUCCGCGUGCGGGCUGAUGGGAUACCUCCAGUUCGAGGAGCUCAUAAAAAAGGGACUCGUCCCUCUUAAAGGAAAUGACUACAAAACCGAUGGCUCCCUUGACACCCCCCUGGACUGGGUGCCAGGGAUGAAGGGCAUGCGGCUCAGGGACAUGCCAACAUUCUGCCGCACGACGGACGCCGACGACUGGCUGGUGCACUUCCUCGUCCACCAGAUGCGGACCGCGGCCUCCGCCAAGGCCGUCGUCCUCAACACCUUCUACGAGAUCGAGAAGGACGUCCUCGACGCGCUCACGGAUCUCUUACCGCCCAUCUACACCGUCGGCCCACUCGCGAGCAUCCUAGCGUCCACGCCGACGAGCGGCGGCAACUUCCCUGUCUCGACAAGCGACGCUAGCCUCUUGCAGGAGGACAAGGACUGCAUGGUGUGGCUGGACGGCAAAGGGGAGCGCUCCGUCGUGUAUGUGAGCUUCGGGAGCCACGCCAGCAUGGGCGGCGUGCAGGUGCGGGAGUUCGCGUCCGGGCUGGCACGGUGCGGCUCCCCGUACCUGUGGGUCUUGCGGCCGGACAUGGCCGCCGACGUCGAAGUCGGCGAGGACGGGCUCAUCGUGCCAUGGUGCGCGCAGGAGGCGGUGCUGAGCCACCCAGCCGUGGGGCUGUUCGUGACGCACUGCGGGUGGAACUCCAUCAUUGAGUGUGUGAUUCCUGGCGUGCCGGUGCUCGGGUGUCCCGUGAUAGCCGAGCAAACGACGAACUGCCGCCAGGUGCGCGUGUCGUGGGGCAUUGGCGCCGAGCUGCCGCAGGAGGCGGGUAGUGGCGAGAUAGCAGCGCUUGUGAAGGAGAUGAUGGCUGGGAAGAAGGGGAAGGAGGCGAGGGAGAAGGCACUGGAGUGGAAACGGCUGGCUGAAAGUGCUACAAAACAGGGUGGCUCGUCGUACGAAAGCAUUGAUCGCUUGGUGGACGAUGUGCUAUUUAAGGUGCUUUGAUUUCAUUUUGUAUGGAUCGUGUCUCUGUUGUACAACUAGCAAUUGCUCACGUGCACGGCACCGAUGUGCUAUUUAAGUUGCUUUGAUUUCAUUUUGUAUGGAUCGUGUCAAAGCGAAUAAUAAGAGAUUGUAUGUAUUUUUAAAUAUA